Molecule: messenger RNA, 3228 nt
Organism: Syngnathus acus (greater pipefish)
Lineage: Eukaryota; Metazoa; Chordata; Actinopteri; Syngnathiformes; Syngnathidae
Gene: trib2
Product: tribbles pseudokinase 2
Exons: 3
Coding region: 917-1939 (340 amino acids)
Biological process (GO): positive regulation of proteasomal ubiquitin-dependent protein catabolic process; regulation of MAP kinase activity; protein phosphorylation
Cellular component (GO): nucleus
Molecular function (GO): ATP binding; protein kinase activity; mitogen-activated protein kinase kinase binding
Source: RefSeq, a predicted model, not a curated record
UUCUCGCUUGCAGACGCAUUACGUGACGUUCGAGGCAGUGUGCAGACCGUGCACUGUGCAGCUCCAUUCUGCACUGAAGGAACCAGGCAGGAUCCCCCCCUCGAUCUUCCCCUUCGAGUCACGGAAGAGGCACCUCGGCGUCACGGGAAAGGAUGCACUGCUGAAUCAAGGGAUAGGCCCGGGAAAGUCAGCCGGCCCCGUCCCUCUCUUCUGUCUUUUUUUCCCACACGACAAGGGACACCAUCCUUCCACCUGGAAGCCCGAGAUAGCGAGGACGACUUCUGCUUCUCCUCACAAAAUACCCACCACCUCGUCGCUUUCUUCCCCCUCUCGCGUGCACGGGGGUUUCUCCGUGACGAACGUGGAUUCUAUGGAACAAGGGCCGACCUGGUUCUAGUUAGCACCGAGGCUAACUAGUUAGCUACACCUGCUAACCACCAUUUGUCGAUAUCAACUGGGAACAAGUUUACUUUGCCUAAUUUUUUACUGCUCAAACGAGCAUUCAUUCUGAUUUAUUGUUUCUAUUUUACGAAACGUGCCAUUCAGUUUUUUAUUAUAUUUGUACACCGGUAAAAUAAGCUAACACACGAGCAGCUGCUUUACAGUUCGCGUUGAAUGCAUUAAAACUGACCUUUUUGACAGCUUAGUGCAUUUUUGAACGAUUUAACACAAUAUAAUAAUAAUAUUCAAGUGGGUUGGAAGACGUUCUCCGCGGAUUUGGAACUCUUAUUUGGGACGAUAUUGCGUUGAAUGGGAAAACAAAAGGCGAGUGGAGCCAGAUAUAUUUUGUCUGUUGUCCUGCAAGUUGCUUUAAAUUUAAUUUAUUAGCCCCGCUGAGUAGCUGCAUCUUGACCGAGGAGGAUCCUAAAGCGGACUAAAGAAGAUCCCGGUGGAGCUAUUACACCAACAUUCCCCCAUGAACAUACAAAGGUCACGUCCUAUUAACAUUUCACGUCAUGGCAGAUCGCGGCACAAAUCGCACGACUUCGACGAUUUAUCUUGCCUGAGGAGUGCCGAGUUGCACCAGAGCUUUAGCCCCAACCUCGGCUCUCCCAGCCCGCCUGAGACCCCGGACGCGUCGCACUGUAUCUCCCGCAUCGGGGACUACCUGCUGCUGGAGCCCCUGGAGGGGGACCACGUCUUCAGGGCUGCUCACCUGCACAGCGGCGAAGAGCUCGUUUGCAAGGUGUUCGACGUGGGCCGCUACCAGGACUCUCUGGCGGCCUACUUUGCCCUGGGCCACCACCAGCACAUCAACCAGGUUCUGGAAGUCCUACUGGGCGAGACGCGGGCCUACGCAUUCUUCGAGCGCAGCCAUGGCGACAUGCACUCAUUUGUGCGCACCUGCAAGAAGCUGCGCGAGGACGAGGCCGCCCGCCUCUUCCACCAGAUCGUCUCGGCCGUGGCGCACUGCCACGACGGAGGCCUGGUGCUCCGAGACCUCAAACUGAGGAAGUUUGUUUUCAAGAACGAGGACAGAAGCUCUCUGAAGCUGGAGAGCCUGGAAGACACGUACAUGCUGGCGGACGGCGACGACUCGCUGUCCGACAAACACGGCUGCCCGGCUUACGUCAGCCCCGAGAUCCUCAACGCGGGCGGCAGCUACUCGGGCAAGGCGGCCGACGUUUGGAGCCUGGGCGUCAUGCUCUACACCAUCUUGGUGGGCCGCUACCCCUUCCACGACGUGGAGCCCGGCUCGCUCUUCAGCAAGAUCCGUCGCGGCCACUUCAGCGUGCCCGACACGCUCACGCCCAAGGCCAAGUGCCUGAUCCGCGCCAUUUUGCGCCGAGAGCCUGCGGAACGCCUCACCUCACGCGAGAUCCUCCAACACCCCUGGUUCUCCGCCUCGGUUGCUGCCGUCGCUUCCCCGGGCGGGCGAGGGGAGCCGGAGCAGAUGGUACCUGAUGUGAACAUGGAAGAGGAGCACUUGUUCAGCUGAGCACACGCCCAAGCACAAACAGACCACAGCUGUAGUUUAGCCAUAUUGUUGCCCUCCCCCUCCCUCCCCCACAUUUUCAUAGAAAGAAAGAAAAACUCUAAACCUGGCAUGAUGAACAUCGGGAGCUGACCCACAAAUAAUAAUGUAGCCACAUGUGCUUAUAAAGAAACUUUUUUUUUUUUAAAGAUUAUAUUUGGUUUGAUGUGGUGUUUGUAACAAGUAGACAUCUUUUUUGACACUACGGCAAGCAUGAAGGGACAUACCAAUGACUGGAUUCCUCAUCCUUACUUGGAUUUCAAAAAAAAAAAAAAAGAUUUUCAUUAUUUCUCCUCAGCUUUUUCUUCUGGAAUGUUUUUCUACAUUAUGCUGUCGUGUCCACCUGAUACGUAUGCCCCCAUUUUCAAUUUGGAACUUUUGGGUUGUAAAAUUCUAGGAAUUUUCAAAGUUGCUAGCUUUCCUUGCGAAUUCAUGGUAAUGAUCUUUGAGAAUCAUUUGUUGAGUAUCCCAUGAAUUCUCACCAAUGUAACUUUGAACAUUUCUUCAAGUUUGCAAUUUAAGAAACAGCUAGCUGUUCCGAAAAAUUCUGCCGCCAUUUUGCGGCAUUGUGCACUUAACUUGUGGCCACCAUUAAAAUUUUCUAUUUAAAGUCUUUAGAAAGAUGAGAGUGCAGCGUUUAUUUAAAUCAAACAGCUCUAUAUAUAUAUCUAUACAAAUAAAUAAAUAUAAAAAGAAGUAUAAAUCUAUAUAUUUAAAAAGUACUACAUUGCAGGGUUUUGUUUUUCUUUUGACACAGGACACUCUGUCUAACGUUUGGAAGCCAUCUUGCGUGCCAGUAUUUCCCCCCGCCACCCUCAUCCUUCACUCGGUGACAGUAUUCUCGAUGUUACUUGAAUUUGUAAUUUUUUUUAAAAUUAAUUCUUGGCAUGCACCCCAUAAAUGUUAUGAGCUUGCUUAGUAGCAAGGGGGUGUUCCGGUCUGGUUUGGUUGUGCUGUAUUGGCUUAAGAAAAGUUCAACAAAAAUUCUAUUCCCCUCAAGUAAAGAAGAUGAUUGAUUUGUUUUAUGUAGAUGGAGCUUCCUUUUUGAGUUAAGAUGGUGCUGAUUUGGUGCUAAUAUUUAGUCCUGAAGAAAGGGGUGGCAGAGAAGUGGGUUUUGCGUUUUUUUGUGGUGCAUGGUGGGAUAUCUGCCUAGGAUGUUCUGAUUGUAUCGUUUAAAAAAGAAAAAGAAGAAAAAAAGAUUCUGGUGUUUUGUCCAAAUUUAUUAUUCCGUAAAUAAAAUUGUGAACAGCGAA